UGCACUUCCGACGACUUCCGGCGGCUUCUCUCGCGGGGAUUGGCUGUUAGCGGCGUUGUAGCUAAGCUCGUGUAGUGGCGGCGGUGCCUGCAGCGGCUGCAGCGAGGAGAGUUUGGCGCGAUGUCUCACACUAUUUUGCUGGUACAGCCUACCAAAAGGCCAGAAGGCAGAACUUAUGCAGAUUACGAAUCUGUGAAUGAAUGCAUGGAAGGCGUUUGUAAAAUGUAUGAAGAACAUCUGAAAAGAAUGAAUCCCAACAGUCCUUCUAUUACAUAUGACAUCAGUCAGUUGUUUGAUUUCAUCGAUGAUCUGGCAGACCUCAGCUGCCUGGUUUACCGGGCUGAUACCCAGACAUACCAGCCUUAUAACAAAGACUGGAUUAAAGAGAAGAUCUACGUGCUCCUUCGUCGGCAGGCCCAACAGGCUGGGAAAUAAUUGUGUUGGAAGCAUUACGGGGGAUGGGGGUGGGCUUGGAACACAGGUGUGUACAGCGUGCUGUAGUGGAAGUUUUGUAUCAUAGUAAUCCUGUUUCCACUUUGUUAUACUCUAGCCAAGAUUGACUGUAUUAGAUGAAAUGUGAGGAUUUGUUCAAUCAG
Cebus imitator (Panamanian white-faced capuchin) is the source of this 596-nucleotide messenger RNA. It is a transcript of the gene ERH, whose product is annotated as ERH mRNA splicing and mitosis factor. The transcript is spliced from 4 exons. NCBI's taxonomy places the organism in Eukaryota, Metazoa, Chordata, Mammalia, Primates, Cebidae. The coding region runs from base 121 to 435 and encodes 104 amino acids. The record is from RefSeq and is a predicted model, not a curated record.